This is a messenger RNA of Aegilops tauschii subsp. strangulata, 721 nucleotides long. RefSeq names its product agamous-like MADS-box protein AGL61. NCBI's taxonomy places the organism in Eukaryota, Viridiplantae, Streptophyta, Magnoliopsida, Poales, Poaceae. Gene Ontology annotation, molecular function: protein dimerization activity; DNA-binding transcription factor activity, RNA polymerase II-specific; RNA polymerase II cis-regulatory region sequence-specific DNA binding. The record is from RefSeq and is a predicted model, not a curated record. Gene Ontology annotation, biological process: regulation of transcription by RNA polymerase II.
AGCAUCUGCAUCUUCCUGCCGACCAUCCAUGGCGAUGAAGAUGAAGACGAAGAAGGGAGGGACGGGGAGGAAGAAGAGAGACGAGAUGAAGCUCAUCGAGGACCCGGCCAAGCGGCAGGUGGCCUUCUCCAAGCGCCGCCCCACGCUCUUCGGCAUGGCCGGCGACCUCUCCGCGCUCUGCGGCGUCCACGUCGCCGUCGUCGUAUUCUCCCGCUCCGCGCGCGGUAACGCCUACGCGUUCGGCAGCCCCUCCGUCGACGCCGUCCUCCGACGCUACCACCAAGAUGGCGGCCACGACGAGGAUGACGACGCUACCGCUCUUGCCGUCCAUGGCGAUGACGAUGCUGGCGCUCUGGCGGCGUUGCGGCGGGAGCUGGACGACACCAGGACACGUGUGGAGGCGGAGAAGAAGCGCAUGAAGGCCGUGGAGGCGAACGUGGAGCGGGCCAUGGCGGCAAGGUCAACGGCGCUGUGGUGGCAGGCCGACGUCGAGGCGCUCGGGGCGGCGGAGCUGCCCGAGUUCGAGACGGCGCUCUGGCGGCUCAGGGACACCCUCCUCCGCCGGGUGGACGCGCUGCAGCUACCUCUAGCCGCUGCACCGCCGGCCUGCAUGAACAUGUAGCGGCUAAUUAGCGGUACCUUUACGACAUCUUCGAUCUUAUCUCAAACGAAAAGUACGGAUGCAUGCAAGCAUGCAUUAUGUGUAUAAUCCUCGCAACAU